AGCCAUUUUCGCUCAAGCACCGGGCGCGGGGAGGUCCCCCCCCCGCGGGCCCAUGGCGAGCUCGGCCUCGGCCUUGGCGCCCGCGGCGAUGCGGCCGUUCCAGCUGGACCUGCAGCGGGAGGUGGACGUCAUGCAGUCGGUCUACACGCAGGAGCGGCGCCAGCUGGAGGGUCUGCUGCGGCAGCUGGAGGAGGAGGCGCGCCAGGUGGUGCGCAGCGCGCCGCAGGAGGAGGAGGAGGCGCCGGCGGCCUGCGCGGCGAGCGCGGUCCCGCUCGCGCGGCGGGUCCGCUGGCGCCUGCAGGAGGGCGCCCUGGCGCACCACUGGGCGCACCGCGAGGCGGGCCUGGGCCACGGCGUGCGGACGGCGUUCGACCUGCCGGAGUGCCCCGGGGCCCGGCUCUGCCUCGCGCUCGGGCCCGCCGAGGCCACAGGAGACGCCGCCCUGGGCGGUGCCGACGGCGCGGGGGCGCCGCCUCCACGCUACCGCCUGGCGCUGGAGGUCUCCGGCGAGGGCGCCGCGGGCUUCCUCCUGGGCGCCUCGCUGUGGCUGGAGGUCGACGGCGAGGGCCUGCCGCCCGCCUCGGCGGAGCUGCUGGGUGCCAGCGAGCUGGUGUGCGAGGGCGCGUGGCCCGCGGCCUGGCUGAGCGGCGGGCCGCCGGCGGGCGCGGUGCUCACGUGCUGCGCCGAGCUGGAGCCGCGCGGGCACGAGCCCCCGGCGCUCCAGCUGGAGUCGGCGUGGCCGGGCGCUGGCGGGGCCGCCGAGGAGGCCCCUGGGCAGUGGGUCCUGCAGCGGGGCGGCGGCGGAGCGGAGGGCGCUUUGGGCUGAGCUGCCGGCGCGACACGCCGCGGGGCAGAAAAAGAAGAAGAAGAAGACGAAGAAGAAGAAGAAGAAGGCGAACGCGAGGCCAGAGGAGCGGCACUGGCACCUUCCCUCCGCCCCUCGUGCCUGGUACCUCUGCGUGGCUGAGUUCCCCACCCUGGGCUCACAGCGCACGUCUGCCAGCGCACCGACCAACGGCGAGCACCCGAGAGAGCCUGUCUCCCGCGCGCCCCGACGUCGGGCUCUGAGGGCGCUCCGGCCGCU
Messenger RNA from Prorocentrum cordatum, 1084 nucleotides. The record is from the annotation of a GenBank genome assembly. Lineage: Eukaryota; Dinophyceae; Prorocentrales; Prorocentraceae.